Molecule: messenger RNA, 639 nt
Organism: Lottia gigantea (owl limpet)
Lineage: Eukaryota; Metazoa; Mollusca; Gastropoda; Lottiidae
Exons: 1
Biological process (GO): G protein-coupled receptor signaling pathway; cell surface receptor signaling pathway
Cellular component (GO): membrane
Molecular function (GO): G protein-coupled receptor activity
Source: RefSeq, a predicted model, not a curated record
CAGCUUUUCCUUUCUAUUUACUUGCUGCUUGCACAAUGUCUUUUGCAGUUCCCGAAUCUGUAUCUCGGAAUUUGCAGGUAUUUAGCUGCUUUGACACAUUUUGCUUGGUUAUCUGUAUUUACAUGGAUGACAGCACUGGCAGUCAAUAUCUAUUUCACUUUUGGUAAAUUUUCAUUGGCGGUUAAAUUCAGCUCCUCUAGCUCCUCGUUCGUACAAUACCUUUCAGUGUGCACCUUGUUUCCCUUUCUAGUGGUUGGAAUUUGCUUCUCUCUUGAUCACAUACCAGACUCAAUUUUGCGAGUCCGAUAUGGACAAGGAUCCUGCACCUGGAUCUCAGAUUUUGAAGGUCUGAUAUAUUUCUUUUAUGUUCCUGUAGCGAUUUCGCUCACAGUCAAUUUCUAUUGUUUCUGUUCAGCAUUGUGGUAUAUGAAAAGAACCUCCGACGUCUCGCUUGCUGAGCAGGGACACAAUCGAAAUUUGUGUAUAAUAUACAUUAAGAUGUCGUCACUUAUGGGAUUUACUUGGUUGUUCGGAUUCAUUGCUGCAUUCGCAAACACCACUGCCUUGUGGUAUGUCUAUAUUGUCCUCAAUGGCUUACAGGGAUGCUUUACUUUUGUUUCAUUUCAUUUCAAUUCCCGA